This is a messenger RNA of Lasiosphaeria miniovina, 492 nucleotides long. RefSeq names its product P-loop containing nucleoside triphosphate hydrolase protein. Gene Ontology annotation, molecular function: GTP binding. The annotation marks the transcript as partial. Lineage: Eukaryota; Fungi; Ascomycota; Sordariomycetes; Sordariales; Lasiosphaeriaceae. The transcript is spliced from 2 exons. The record is from RefSeq and is a predicted model, not a curated record.
GUUGUCAUUGCGAUAAUGGGGGUCACGGGCUCUAGGAAGAGCCAUCUUAUCCGGAGGAUUACCCAAAAAAAGGGGGUCCGUGUUGGACACGGGCUUCAGUCCGAGACAACUGAAAUGAGCGAAACAACCUUUUCCCACCGCGGAACCAAGUAUGUCCUCGUGGAUACGCCAGGCUUCGACGACACAGUACUAGGCCAGGAGGAAGUGGUCUCACGAAUACUGGAGUGGCUUGCGGCCAGGUUCGGGGAAGGGAGAGGAUUGGACGGCAUCAUCUAUCUCCACUCGCUGAAUAGCCCGAGGAUGACGAACUCGUCUAAGGCGAGUCUUCGCAUGUUCCGUAAGCUCUGCGGGAGCGAGGGAUUUGGCAGGGUCAUCCUAGGGACGACUUUCUGGGAUGUGGUCCCCUGGCCCAUUGCCGAAGAACGGGAAUCCCAGCUCUGUAACUGGUUUUGGCCGGAAAUGAUAGAGAAGGGGUCUCGGGUUGCGCGUAUA